This is a messenger RNA of Letharia columbiana, 786 nucleotides long. RefSeq lists its product as uncharacterized. The coding region runs from base 1 to 786 and encodes 261 amino acids. The record is from RefSeq and is a predicted model, not a curated record. Lineage: Eukaryota; Fungi; Ascomycota; Lecanoromycetes; Lecanorales; Parmeliaceae. The transcript is spliced from 2 exons.
AUGCCCUAUACGAGGAACAGUGGCCCUACGAGUGCAAAUGAUCCUUCAAGCGGAACUGAGAAUGAUCCUAACGGCGGCCAUUGCGGCCAAGCCUUGGGCUUCUCAUCCAGUUCUUCCCACACUUACGGUACUCCCAAUUACUAUCUUCAACAGCAAUCCACCAGUGGAUACCUAUACCCACAUGGGCAUCAAACCCUCAGGCCUCCUCCUCUCAACGCUGGCUAUCACUCCAGGGACAACUCUAAGAAGCGCUCCUCUUCUCACGGCACUAGCAAUUCUGGCUAUGCUACCAGAGUCCCUUCAGUGGCUAGCCCACAACCACAACAGAGCUAUCCAGUCCAGACCUACCCAGUCCAAAGCUAUCCAGUCCAAAGUUACCCAGUCCACAGCUAUGUUCCCAGUCGCCAGCUGGGCCCACAGAAAGCAGACCGUCCUGGUAUUGAGGUCGUUCAUACUGCUCAUGUAAGCUCUUCAAAAUACGUGAAGGAGCGAAAGCUCAGCACCCCAAUUCCUUCAUCGCCUUCCGAGUACCCCUGCCUAUACCCAGACUGCGGCCACAUAAGUUCUCGAGCUCACGAUCUUAAAAGUCAUAUGGUUGUGCACUUUCCCCCUGCACCAGACGAGCUACUUGAUUGUAAGUACGAGUGGUGCGGGCGUAUUGGAUCACACGGUUUCAAGAGAAAAUACGAUCUUGAAGAGCAUAUGAGGAAGGUACAUUUCAAAGAGACUAACCUUCUCCCAGUAUCCUAUACCCACGAUUGGAUCACACGGUUUCAAGAGAAAUGA